Arabidopsis thaliana (thale cress) is the source of this 2025-nucleotide messenger RNA. It is a transcript of the gene APD1, whose product is annotated as RING/U-box superfamily protein. Gene Ontology annotation, biological process: mitotic cell cycle; protein ubiquitination; pollen development. Lineage: Eukaryota; Viridiplantae; Streptophyta; Magnoliopsida; Brassicales; Brassicaceae. The transcript has 10 exons. Gene Ontology annotation, cellular component: vacuolar membrane; endomembrane system. The record is from RefSeq and is marked reviewed. Bases 230 to 1555 code for a protein of 441 amino acids. Gene Ontology annotation, molecular function: ubiquitin protein ligase activity.
CUACCGUUCAACGCCGGUGAGAAAAGACGAAGACUCGCCGGUAAACCACUUUCAAACAGUAACCGUUACAUUAAUCAAUUUUUCCCUAUCUUCCCAUGGAUUCUCCUCGUCACAGAUUCUCAGGUUCUUUAUAUAAAUCCUUUAAAAUCUCUAGGGUUUCUUCAAUUCAAUUCUCACCCUUUUCAUUGACUCCUUACAAUUUUUUUCUCUUAACUCUAGAAUCAUCGAAAUGGAUUCAGCUCCUUCUCCAUCAUCUCUGGACUUUGAAUUAUCUCCUCCGGUAUUGGUUACAAUGACUUCAACCUCAUCUUCGGCUUCUGAUAACGUCGAAGGAGCUGAUGAUGAUGCUAAUACUCAUGGGAUUUUCAAUUGGAGAGAUUUUUCCUCUUGUUGGAGAGUUUCAGAGUCGAACUUGUACUGCUUCAGUUUAGCUCUUCUUAUCUGGUUCUUUGCUUCGUUUAUUCUGAUUGAGAAUCUUUACGGACCAAAAAAUGUCUGGCUUGGACCCAGUUCGUCAAUUCUUGUUGAACCAAGCUCUAUUUUUGUCAAAAGCAUUAAGGUUAAAGUGCUUGAUUACUCAGAACCAGGGCUUCAGCUUUAUGGGUUCUAUAGAACUCCUGCUCUGGAUUGUUUUGUCAACUGGUCUGAAUCCCGAGUGUUAUCUAUCUCACAUGAAUCUUACAAGGGAUGGCCAUAUUAUCUCAACAGUGGGUCAUUGUUGAAUAUUACAUAUACCGUUAAACCACAAGGUUCUGCGGUUCAGCUUGUGGUCGAUGAAGGACAUCAAGGCGUUCCUCAGUCGGUUUUGAACGACCCUGCAUAUCGUUACAAUGUUUGGUCGUGGAAUCUAAUUGAAGGGAGUGGUAUGAUUCAAUUGGAGAUAAGAAAGUCUUCAAGUUAUUAUCUUGCUGUAGCUAACUUGAAGAGCAAGGACGUAGAGGUGGAACUGAAUAUUGAUGUGAAGGCUGUCUUGUAUGAUACUAAACAAUCAUUCUACAACUGUAACUUCAGCAAUGGCGAGUGCACAUUCAAUGCAAUGUCCCUUGUUGGAAAUUCUGUUGUCGUAACUUCACCAGCAGCGAGUCAGGGAGUAUCCAUUGAAGAUGAAUGGUAUAUCAGGUUCUCAUAUCAACCUAGAGAAAUUGCAUAUGUAAUCGGCACAGGUGUGGUGAUUUGCUUCAUGUUGGUAGCUAUACAGUUCUGCAACAGGUUUCAGUGCAGUGGUGGAGAGGGACAUCUAACCGAGGAUGAUUCAGCGAGAACACGUCUACUUGCAGACAAAGAUGACGAUGGUUCAAGCAUGGGUUCGUGUGACGAUUCUUAUGCAAACGAUGAUGCUGACUUAGAAGAGUUUAUGGGAAAUGAUGGUGAAGCAAGUAACCGAAGUAGACGUCUCUGUGCCAUUUGUUUUGAUGUUCCAAGAGAUUGCUUUUUCCUCCCUUGUGGUCAUUCCGUCUCCUGUUAUGAAUGCGGAACAACGAUGCAAGAAGCUGAUGGGAGUUGUCCAAUAUGUCGAAGGAAAAUGAAGAAAGUGAAGCGAAUCUAUACAGUGUAAGAUGAAUCAAAUAUAAAUCUCUGACAUAAUGUUGAAUCUAUAGAGCAUUAAUAAAAGUUAUAUUGGUAUUGCCAAGGCUCAUUUCUUUCUUUGCAUAACUAUUUCAUUUCGUCCCUGACCAUCUUUGUGAUAACACUCAUUGUUUGUCGACUCACAUUCCGAAAUGGGAUCGAAACCCUGAACCGGUAAGUCCAGUGUUGGUGCGUGGACUAAAUGAGUUGGUACUUCUUGAUGACUUUGGAAUAUGCGUAAAGGUGGGAUUGCAAAGUCCAAAUCUAUCUCCACCUCCAACACACAACCAUCUCCAAUGCACAAAUUUCUGUAUCUUUGUUGGUGAUCCAACUUAUUAUUUUUGUUCUUUAUUGAUUUCUCCCACGGUUCUUAUCUUCUUCUUCCUUUUUUAUUGUGGUUAUUGUUCAAGCUCAAAGAAAUUCAAGCAUGUAUCAUAACAUUUUUGUUAGUUGACAUGG